Parnassius mnemosyne (clouded apollo) is the source of this 1128-nucleotide messenger RNA. The record is from the annotation of a GenBank genome assembly. NCBI's taxonomy places the organism in Eukaryota, Metazoa, Arthropoda, Insecta, Lepidoptera, Papilionidae.
AUGAAGAAGCUGAAAAUUUUUAACGGUGAAGAGCGCAGGAUGUUUUUGAAGUACUCGAUAACUAUAAUUUUUUUGCUGAUUCUUCUUUCUAAUAUGGCAAGUUCUCGCGACAACUCGCUUCCACCUCAUUUCAAGCUUAACUCUGCUCUCACGUGUCGCCUAGUGGGAGGAUUGACCAGGGAACAAAGAGCCGUUUGUCAUGAAGUACCCGACACGGCGGCGGUUGCCUUCGAGGGCCUUCAAAUGGCGGUUAAGGAAUGUCAACAUCAAUUUCGGUGGCAUCGGUGGAACUGUUCCAGUCUUCUGGGAAAGAGCACAAAUCCUCAUGCAAGUGCUAUUAUGAAAAGAGGUAUUCGUGAAGCGGCCUUUCUGUACGCAUUAACAGCCGCGGGAGUGGCUCACGCUAUAGCGCGGGCUUGUGCUCAAGGCCGUUUGUUGUCUUGUGGCUGUGACCCCCUCGGAUACCGAGCCUCUCACGACCCCAGGGGACGAGCGAGGGUCAACAAGUGGGAAUGGAGUGGAUGCUCCCACAAUCUAGGAUACGGUAUCGAGUUCUCCAAGAAGUUUCUCGACAUCAGGGAGCACGUUGACGAUCUGCAGUCGAAGAUUAAUGUUCACAACAAUAACGCUGGAAGAUCGAUACUUUCGUCACAUAUGGAAGUCCGUUGCAAAUGCCAUGGAUUAUCAGGAAGCUGCCAGUUGCGGACGUGUUGGCGCACUACACCAGACUUUCGAGUUGUGGCUUCCACCAUCAAGAGGCAGUAUCGUAAAGCACUACUAGUAGCUCAAGAGGAGCUCAACAAUGGAAUGUCGGUGCUAAGAGGAAGACCACGCGGAAAGAGGCGAAGUCGAGCGAAACCAGCGCCGAAAACUAGCUUGCUGUUCUUUGAAAAAUCGCCUAGUUUCUGCGAACCAGACACAAGAAUGGACUCUUCAGGAACAUCAGGUCGUAUUUGUAGAAUUGGACGGACCUCGCGCUCCGGUUCCUGCGAUUUGCUGUGUUGUGGACGUGGCCAUGCCCUCAUUCGUAGAUCAAGCAUCAAGCCUUGCAACUGCACAUUCCAUUGGUGUUGUAGAGUUGAUUGUCAGAAGUGCCAUGAUGACAAGUGGGUGGCAAUUUGCAAAUAA